AAUUACUUAAAUACUUAACUUAAAUUUUCUGUCUGCCAUAUGAAAAAUAUUAAGUACAUAUAUAAAACUAUAUAAAAUUAAUUAAUAAUUGAUAGAAUAACGGAAAUUACACUAUUUAACACACAAGUUAUACGCAGCUCAAACGCUAAAAAUUCUAUACAAAAUUAAAGUACCAAGUGCAAAAAAAUAAACAGAAAAGAUAUUGAAAAAUUAUAUAAAUUAGUUGAAACAAAUGAAUAUUGUGUCAAAUUAAAAUUAAGUUAUAUUUAAACAGAGUGAAAGAAAUAGCAAAAUACUUUAUUUGCCAUUUCCCUCCCGAUACUCCCCACAAAAUUUACACUUUUAAAUAAAAACAAGAAAUAAAAACCCGACAAAAUUCAGCAAAAUCUGAAAAUGUUGCACGAGGCGUUGAUGCUCGAAAUCUACAGACAGGCUUUAAAUGCCGGUGCCCUGCCCACAGCACGUCCCCGAUCAACGGAAUCGGCAAAUUCGAGCGAACGUUGCCCCUCCCACGACUCCAACUCCUCGGACAAUGGCAAUGGAGGUGGUGGACAGAGGGACGCGUCGAGUCUGGCGGGGGGCGUGAUGCCCGGCGUGGUGCCAACAUCGACAGCGAUGCACUCAACAUUCCCGGCAGUGCCGCAAUCGCUGCCCGCUCAGCCCUCCUCGAUGGAGGCGUAUCUGCACAUGGUGGCGGCUGCCGCCCAACAAUAUGGCUUCCCACUGGCGGCUGCUGCGGCGGCAGGUCCCCGCUUGCCCCUGCCACUGGCCAGCGAGGCGGCAGCGCCGUUCAAGCUGCCACCACAAGCGUCACCCACCGCCUCCAGCAGCCACUCGGAGGCGUUGGACUUCCGCACCAAUUUGUACGCUCGAGCGGAGUCGGCGGAGCCCGUGGCCUCUGAGGAGGAGGAGGAGGAGUUCGAUGAUGGCGGCAAUAAUCCGUUGGAUCUCUCGGUGGGAACACGGAAACGCAGUCAUGAAAAUGAAUCCAAUAUUGGACAGAUCCAGGUGAAGAAAAUGUUCAAAUCAGAAAGUCCGCCGGCAAUAGCUGCUCCUCCAGCUGCGUCCUCCGCUUCCGCCUCCUCGGCGCUGUUGCCCGGAGUGAAUCCCUAUUUGGCAGCUGUGGCGGCUGCCAAUAUUUUCCGAGCGGGACAAUUUCCCGAUUGGAAUGGCAAAAAUGAUCUCGUGGUGGAUCCGCUCGAGAAGAUGUCGGAUAUUGUCAAGGGUGGUGCUGGUGGUGGUGCAAAUCUGCACAAGGAGAAGCCACAGAGCAAGGCAACACCACCAACAACUGCAGCAGCAGCUGCACCACCAAGCAAAAGUCCCGCCAACAACAGCAGCAACACCGCCAACCACAACAACAGCAGCGGCAGCAGCAGCAGCACCACCAACAACCACACUGAGGGCGGUGGUGUGACCAAAGCACGUCAUAAUAUUUGGCAGUCGCAUUGGCAGAAUAAGGGUGUGGCAAGUUCGGUGUUCAGGUGCGUGUGGUGCAAGCAAAGUUUUCCCACGCUGGAGGCGCUCACCACCCACAUGAAGGACAGCAAGCAUUGUGGUGUCAAUGUGCCACCAUUUGGCAAUUUGCCCAGCAAUCAGACGCACCACCAACAGCAGCAGCAGCAGCAACACCACCACCACAACCACCAGCAACAGCAGCAACACCACCAACAGCAACAACACCACCACAAUCAACAGCAACAGCAGCAGCACCACCAACGCAAGCAGUCUGGCAACGCUGGCAAUCAAACGCCAUCGGCAAAUGUGAAAAAUGCAUUUCAAUAUCGCGGUGAUCCGCCCACCCCCUUGCCGAGGAAACUGGUGCGAGGGCAGAACGUGUGGUUGGGCAAGGGAGUGGAGCAGGCAAUGCAGAUACUCAAGUGCAUGAGAUGUGGAGAGAGUUUCCGCUCUCUCGGCGAGAUGACGAAGCACAUGCAGGAGACGCAGCACUAUACGAAUAUACUCUCGCAGGAGCAGAACAUCUCGAUCAAGUCUGGCAACGCCAAUGCGAAUGAUCACGGCAAGGACAAUAGUCAGAAUAGUCUCAGCUCCGAGGAGAGUCGCACUCUCUCCGCCGUGCUCACGUGCAAGGUGUGCGACAAGGCGUUCAGCUCUCUCGGCGAUCUGAGCAAUCACAUGGCCAAGAAUAAUCACUAUGCGGAACCCUUGCUGCAAUCGGCGGGUGCCAGGAAGAGACCAGCUCCCAAGAAGCGGGAAAAAUCGCUGCCGGUGAGGAAACUCUUGGAACUCAAGGCAAAUCCCGAGGAGCAUGCUGUGGAGAAGAGUGCUGCGGCCACGGGGAAACCAGAGAAAUCCGAGGCAGCUUUGUUUGCCGAGCGCAUGCGACAGUAUAUUACAGGUGUCAAGUCACCUGAGGAAAUAGCCAAGGCAGCGCAGCUGUUGGCCAAGAACAAAUCGCCCGAGCUGGAGAAGAUUAACGCGGGCAACAACAACACGACUGCUGGCAAGGCAGCCGGCUCCUCCUCCGUCUUGAGUGCCAUCGAGCAGAUGUUCACCACCAGCUUUGAUACGCCGCCUCGUCACGCCAGUUUGCCCGCCAGUUCGCCAUCGAACUCAUCCACGAAGAACACUUCGCCGGUGGCCAGCAGCAUCCUGAAGCGUCUGGGCAUCGAUGAGACGGUGGACUACAAUAAGCCCUUGAUCGAUACCAAUGAUCCGUAUUAUCAGCAUUAUCGCUACACGAGCAGCGAGCGCAGCGGCAGCGAGUGCAGCGCAGAGGCGCCACGCCCACGUCUGGAGGCGCCAACGCCCGAGAAGCAACAACAGCCACAAGUUGUCCAGCUGGAGGCGCCCAUUAAACAGGAGCCGGAAACGAGUCUCAAAAUGGAGAUCAAGUCGGAAAUAAGCGAUGAACCGCAAGAUGAGACCAAAGCGGAAGCGGAUACCGAAGCGGAUGCUGAAGCUCCGCUGCUCAAUGGCAACUACAAUAACAACAACAACAACAACAACAAUAAUAAUAGUAGCAAUAAUAAUAAUAACAAUAACAAUGGCAGUGGUUCACCCAAAUCCUCGCCAGCUGCGGUCAGUCCACAAUCCGCGUCGCGUCUUCCUCUGCCGCCGCGCAGUCCGGCGGACAGUCAACGCUCGGCCACGCCCAAAUCGCCCGCCUCGAGUCACGGCAGCAGCAACGAGGGAGGCAAGAAAUCAUCCUAUCCAAGUGAUUCUCUCAACGCGCUCUCCUCCAUGUUCGAUUCUCUCGGCAGCAGCAGCGGCGCCAAUACACGCUCCAAAUUGACCGCAACGGGAGCAGGAACAGUUGGAUUGGGUGGAGGAGGGGGCGUGGGAGUGGCAGGGGGAGUUAUUGAUGCCACGCCGGAGAAUCUAAGUGCCAGCAAUUCUCUUGCCGCUCUGCGUCAAUUCUGCGUGAAGAAAGAGAAGACCGCCUAAAGAGAAGGUGAGGGGAAACAAAACACGCGCCACGAAUUGUUGCCACCGAAUCAUUUUUCGUUGUUUUGGAACAAAAAUCAAUCGAUCGAUUUUUUGUCAACCUUUUUGUUUGCCUCCUGACUUGCUCCCUGCCUCCCCCCGCCCGGGGCAAGUGUGGGGAGUGAGAGGGCGGGGGCGAGGGGCGGUCAAUGUCCAACUGCCGCUACAGCUUCAGCUUCAUCAGCUCGACGGCUCGACGACAUCUUUGCAAAAGACAACAACCACAUUCAUCCAUCAUAUUAUGUCUAUAUAGACAUAUGAUGACAGAUCGGCAAUCGAGGGAGAAUUGCGCUCCUGCCGCCCAUUUAUGUGCGCCACGCCCACCUUCAGCUAGGCAACUGGGCCGACUUUUUCAAGGAUUCCCAACUGCGCCUGGUUUGACAUCCUUGAAAGACUUUGGCUACGCUGCGCUGAAAACUUGGCUUCGAAAAUCUGUACCGUUGGGUCCUUUGCCCAAGUAACUAAAAUAAAAAUUAUAAGAAAAAAAACUUAAGAAAAAUUUAAAAAGAUUUAACUAAUUGGAUGUAUAAAAGCCCUUCUCAGGGCUGCCAAAUGCCUGGGCAAGGAGAAUGAAAUUUGAAAAAAAAAAUGAAUCAUUGUGAUCAAAAUAAACCGACUUUUAUUGAAUUUUUAAA
This is a messenger RNA of Drosophila innubila, 4082 nucleotides long. RefSeq names its product protein teashirt (gene tsh). Gene Ontology annotation, cellular component: nucleus. Lineage: Eukaryota; Metazoa; Arthropoda; Insecta; Diptera; Drosophilidae. Gene Ontology annotation, biological process: regulation of transcription by RNA polymerase II. The record is from RefSeq and is a predicted model, not a curated record. The transcript is spliced from 3 exons. Gene Ontology annotation, molecular function: DNA binding; DNA-binding transcription factor activity, RNA polymerase II-specific. The coding region runs from base 394 to 3408 and encodes 1004 amino acids.